GUCAGAACCUUGUCAGAUUGCUGCUGCAGGUCGUCCGUCGUCAACCGUGUGUAUUUCCGGGACCAGCUGGUGCGCAGGAUUGUUACAGCUCUCAUAUCGGUGCGACUUCAUGCGAAUGCUAAGAGCGGGUGUGGAGGUGUUUCUAUGGAUUUAUUAACAUACAGCCAUCCAAGUGCGGUGUAUGACUCACGUCUUUUUACCUAGGGACCCACAAGUAACAGGGCACAUCAACUGUGUUCUCACUGGUCAGUUACCGUGGUCAUUCCACUGCUUCUCUUUCUUUGUGAAAUCGAUUUCAGUCUUCACCCACACUGAUGCGACUUGGAAUAAGUGUCUUGUUGUUUUACUAGAGGUUAAAGACGAACUUCAUCCCAACAGGAAUUGAUUUUCCUACUGCGAACAUUCGGAAAUGCCGUUUAAAAUGUGAUGAAUGGCAGGAAAACUACAUCAGCGCCACACAGCGAUCCCAGCCAGGAACAUGGUCCCGGGUCUCGGUCUAUCACUGCUGCCGCCGUGGUCACCCAUUAGAACUACACAUAAUCAUAACAACGAGAUCAGCACCUGAGCAGCAUUUCGCUUGGUGUGUGCAACGGGUUGCUUUCCCAGUGCCAGAUGAGUGUGUGCGCCUGCCGUGCUACCGGCAAGUGUGCAGGGAAGUACAAGCCAGACUCUCCGUUACCUCUGUUAUGAAGCAUAACGUGACCUUGAUGUGUUAUCGCAGGUCUACCUCGUAUGCGUGUGUACGUUGUAAAUUGUUUUGUUUUGAUCUUCAUGUUUACUAUUGAAAGCCACUGCAAAACAAAUUGUUCUUCACGUGUAAUCAUUAAGAGCACACCUAACCUCAAAAGUGAUGUGUGAUUCUUGAUUCUUUUUAUAUUUAUUUGCCACAAGCACAAGACAGUAUUUCCUUCUAUUUUACGUAUAAUUUCGGCGUUAUAAGUGAUAAUAAUGUUGUCGUAUAUCCUUCCUGUUGAGGAGAAACCUCCUCCAAUACCAAAUAAAAAUCAUUUGCAACUGGAACUGGAAUUGCAACAACAGCAUAGCAUUCAACACCAUAAUCAUGUUCUGACCGCAUCUACACCACCCUCCGUCAAUCCUGACGCUGACAGUCGGAAGAUCAUCAUGAAGACGACGGCGGGGGCUGUGAAGACGUCCGCGUUGUCGUCGGAGAGCAGCGUGAGUAGCAUCAGCAGCAGUGACGUCGCCAGCAGCACUACGAUGACACCCACCGACAAGCCCAAACCGAAACUCGUUGUUAACGGUUCCAAGCACGCCUCCCUCAAAAGGGUUUCCUUCGGGAGUUCCAAAGGAUCCAUGGUCGAGACACUUAUUUACGAAAGCCCACUUCAGGAAGAGCCGGAAGCCAGUCCAAUCCUGGAGGGUUCUUGUCCAUUUCCAGCCGACGGAGAAAAUGCAGACGUUUCGAAUGAUGGACCUUACUUCGUCUUCAGAUCCGAGCCGAGCAAGAAGGUGCGAGUGACCUUCUUCGAGUCCGAGAAACCUUUGAUUGUGAGCUCACCAGAGCCUUCUGACCUUACCGACGACUUGGAUGCUUCUGGCAUCAUUGCAGCCAUGACGACAUCGGGACCAGAUGCUGACCAUACGCCACCUUACGCCCGCCAGACCAGCACUGACAGUGGGUGGGACAACCCAUUUCGGCCUGAUGGGGACCUGAGCAGAGAAGCCGACGAGAUAGUCGAAAUGAUAAAGGGUGGCAAACCGAUCACUCCAACCCCGGGCAGUGUGGCUCCGAAACUGCCUUUUACAAGAGAAGAUGAAGGACGGGAUGAGGCAGACCACCUGAAUGCAACAUCCUCGCCUGUUGCAACAGCAGAUGUUGCGACUACAUUGUCACAGUCCCCACCUGUAGCUGCCUCGAAGCAAAAUAAUGAAAACAAAGUAGGAGCUAAUGGAAAUGCUCCGUGUUCUAACGAGAAACCGUCAGCACCCGGAGCAGUGGAGGUGCAACGGGGAACGGUUGUCCCGGCCAGUGACGCAUCACAAGUGGAACACGUUGUCCUCAAGAAGAAACCAAAGUGCAAGUGCUGCGUGAUCCAGUAAACCAGAUCGAUUAGCAUAGCCGAGAUACGCGCUCAAACACACUCUCGUGGUGCAUUUUGUUUUUUUCUUGUGUAUCCCUUACACUGCAGUUUGGUGAAUCUUUGCCUCUUGGGUCUUUAUGUCAUAUUUUUAAUCCCUCUUUAUCCAUGUUUUGUACAACAUUACUUUUUUUCGUAUUACAGUAUCUUGUGCUAUCACUGCUAUAAUACGUGGUAAAGGGCAUUUAAUCACUUUGUUUAAUGAACACAUUUAACCGCUAGGCAUAGGAGAGUGUGUUUGAAUGUGUCUGAGUGCGUACAUUUGCUGGAGAAACCUAUGGAAAGAAGUGAUCGUGCUAAUUUAAUGAAAACUUGAACCAAGAAAAUAUACAGUACUCUUUGUCUGUGCAGUGCAUUCUCUUUGCUUGUGCUUUUAAAAGGACACACUAGCGUAAUGUACAGACUCGUGCUUCUUUACAAAGACUGGAUUUUGUUCAGGAUUUCUGUUUGGAGGGGGCGGGGGCUUUUAUCUGAGAAAAAUAAAGAGUAUCUGGAUCUGUUGCGCACGUAAUAAACAUUCAAAGCGAGAUGCUGUCAAACCCAUAUAAGAGCAACACAGCAGUGUGGUUCCACUCUGGCAGGAGUCAUCGUUCGGGCGGAUGUGGAAAUGGACCUCAUUCUUGACAGAAAAUGGGCCUCUGCCACUUCUCUCGUUGUUAAUGUUGUCGGGUGUGAUCACAUUUAACCAUCCGAGUUGAAAAGUCAGAGAAACGGACAAUCAAAUACGAAAGGACCAGAGAUGGAAUUUCUCAUUUGUUUACCGAGAUUCAUUUUGUAAGCAAUAUUUUGUUGUUGGAGCUUUUCAAAUUGUGUCUUAAUAUUACAAUAGCUUGUAUACAUCAGCUAUAUAACUGAUUGGAGCUUCUUUUAUGUAAACCUAUUUUUUCAUUAACUCUCUUAUUUUAUAGAUUGAUGUUACAUAAUAAGGGGCCGUAAUUCCUUUCUAUAUAACAUUGUCAGUUUAAUUAGAAACUGUCCAUGGAAGCCUUCCUAAUCCACUUCCAGAAGAACUUAUUGCAGAAAUACACUGACCAGUAUAUAAAUUUGAGAAAACUGGAAAGUGCAACCGAUAUUUAAUAACUACGGAACAAAUGCCUUCCUUCCUUAAUUAGUGUUCUGGCCUAAAUUCCAAAUUUCAUCAUGGCAGGCACCAAACCAAAGUCUGACAAGUUGCUAAGAAAAUAAGUAUUCACUCUUGUCAAGAAAUUGGUCGCUAUGUCAUCUGAUGGCCCAGUAUAUUCAGUUAUACUGAAACUCAGUUGCGGGUAGAUUGACAAUAUUAACCUAAUUAGUACAGUGAAGUCUUUCAGUUUUGAGCAAGGUUAAAAUUCGAUUGGCUUGCUGAGGCUUCAUUGUAUCAAUAAGUUUAAUUUUGUUAUUAUGUAACAUAACAGAUUUUAUAUUGAAACAGGGUUCAAAGAAGUUACGACAUACGUUAGGAAAUUUGGGAUGUGAACAUGUGGGCUGAGGGAUCUCUGAAUUAUUUUAUUAAAGAAAUGUUAGGAAGUCUUAUUUUAAUGCAAAUAAAGUGAGAUCGAGAAUGGAAGUUCUCAAAAUUACUGUACGAGGACUUUGCGGAAUUAACAAAUCAACGUGUUGCAUGAGGAAAGAAAUGAUUGUAUAAGGUGUAAGACAUCUGGUCCCCACUUCUGAACUUUCACCUUGUCAAAUGUCAAAUAUUGUACCCUUAAAAUAAAUUGUACCAUAAGGAAAGUAUAAUGAUAUUAUUUUAAACAAAACAUUUUUUAAUCGAGUGGUAGAAUGCAUGAAAGUCAUAAGCGAUAAUAUCACAGGCGAGGGACCUUUUGUAAAGUAUGGUAAUAAAUGCACGCUUUGCAGAUUAAAUUAUGUAAACAUGUAUAAAGAUGAGUUGGUGAAAUUUGUGUAACAUGAACUGAUAUUUCAUACAGCAAAUUUGAUAUUCAGAAGGAUGGUUCCUGUCCUGAGAGGAGGAGGUUUGUCGUCCUGGGACGAGAGUAUCAUACCUCUGUAGAGGUCAGUCCCAGAGCUCAUUUUCUAACAAACCACGCUCUCAGAAAAUUUGGUGUCGGUAAUGAAGAAUAACUGGAAAUAUUUGUUCUAGUCAGAGGGUUGUUGGAGUCUACUCAUUCCACUUAAAACUUUUUGUUGUACGUUGCAACCAGUUUUCAAGAACAGGCCAUCAUUGGUGCUCCUUAAUUUUAUUAAAUCCAUCUACAAAAUGCAAACAAAUGUAAUUAUAAUAAAUAUUUCAAACAAUGCAAA
Molecule: messenger RNA, 4343 nt
Organism: Zootermopsis nevadensis
Lineage: Eukaryota; Metazoa; Arthropoda; Insecta; Blattodea; Termopsidae
Source: RefSeq, a predicted model, not a curated record